Messenger RNA from Pelmatolapia mariae (spotted tilapia), 1154 nucleotides. RefSeq names its product vascular endothelial growth factor D (gene vegfd). The record is from RefSeq and is a predicted model, not a curated record. The transcript is spliced from 8 exons. Gene Ontology annotation, molecular function: chemoattractant activity; vascular endothelial growth factor receptor 3 binding; growth factor activity. Lineage: Eukaryota; Metazoa; Chordata; Actinopteri; Cichliformes; Cichlidae. Gene Ontology annotation, biological process: response to hypoxia; positive regulation of protein phosphorylation; positive regulation of angiogenesis. Gene Ontology annotation, cellular component: membrane. Bases 118 to 1065 code for a protein of 315 amino acids.
ACUCAGCUGGUCUGGGAAACCGAGUCAGAGAGGCAGCCAGCUCUAAGUGCUCUCUGCCAGCAGCAUAAGGAGCCAAGAUCAUAUUGCUUCCUCAGAAAGAACAGCGAGAGUCAAAGGAUGAUGAUGAAGAUGAAACGGACUCUGUGGAGAAUUUCUUGCUUGGUGACUCUAGUGGUGGAGCUCAGCUGGAUACAUGUGGGCCACAGCGCACACAGGGAGGGAGCAAACAGGCGAGUAAUCAAACAGUGGGAAAGGAAGGUGCGGUCGUCCUCGAGCCUGGAUGAGCUGCUAAGACUCGCAGACUUUCCUGACUGGAAACUGUGGAAGUGUCGACUUAGACUACAGCAGCCAGAGACCCAGCCAGAGACCCUCACUUCUCCUCUCUCAGUGGGGUCACACCGUUCCACACGCUUUGCUGCUGAAUCCUACAGCUUGGAGAUUCUUACAGCCAUAGACGAAGAGUGGCAGCGUACGCAGUGCAUGCCCAGGGAAACAUGUGUUGAAGUGGCUAAGGAGCUGGGCACCGACCACUCAGUGUUCUUCAAGCCACCUUGUGUGUCUGUCCACAGAUGUAGUGGCUGCUGCAAUCAAGAGGGCGUCACCUGCAGAAACACAACUACUGAAUAUGUCAAUAAAACUGUCCUCAGUGUAAUCCCAUUCAAGUUUGUACCAGAACCUGUGCUAGUAAAAGUUGCAAACCAUACAGAGUGCAAGUGUUUGGAGCCUGCAAUAAUACGACGGAACGCUCAGCCUCACAGGGGCAAUGGCUGUGCUUUGGGCCAGCUGUCACAGGCAGAGGACUCCAAGAGACUGUGUGCCAGUGGAUUCAUUUGGGACUGUUCAUCUGAAAGAUGCAUACCUUACCCUUCCAGUACACCGGAGCUUCCGCUCAGUUCGUGGAUGCCAGAUUGUGAGAUAGACGUGGAACGUUGUGACUGUCUUCCUAGAACUGAGCCAACACUCCAGUCAAGAACCACCCAUCGCUGUCAAGUCAACUCCUCUAUCUGUGCCCACAAGCAUCAACGCUUUGACGAGGCAUCAUGCAGAUGCAGAUGGCCCAAGUAGACGUCCACUGUGGAAUAAACUACAACGACCUGCCCUCCAACGAUGUUUGGAGGCAGAGAAAGAAGACUUAUAAUUUAUUUACAGUCCUA